Messenger RNA from Caenorhabditis bovis, 612 nucleotides. The record is from the annotation of a GenBank genome assembly. NCBI's taxonomy places the organism in Eukaryota, Metazoa, Nematoda, Chromadorea, Rhabditida, Rhabditidae.
AUGGCCAAUCAUGGUCCGAGUUACGGGCUCAGCAGGGAGUUGCAGAAAAAGAAUGAUGCGCGAUUUGUGCUCGAGGAAGCCAUUGAAGUUCUCUAUUGGAUUGAAAGUGUUGUCGGCGAGCGAUUCGCGUUCGACGUCGGCACCUGCGAGAACUCCAACGACGUCUCAUCGCUUCUCAAAGACGGCGUGAUGUUGUGUAAGCUCAUCGAGAAACUCGAGCCGAAAACGCGUGUCGCCUACAACAAAAAGCCGAAAAUGCCGUUCCAAAUGAUGGAGAACAUCUCGAAUUUUUUGGAGGCCGCCAAAAAGUUUGGCGUCAUGGAGAUCAGCUGUUUUCAAACCGUCGACUUGUACGAGAACAAGCAAUGCUAUAAGGUCAUCGAGUGCCUCCGUCUACUCGCCGCUGUGGCGCAAGCUCGUCUAACGCAUAUCGAGUUUCCCGCGUGGGUGGUGAAAUUGGCGCAAUCGCGGCCGCGCCAAUUUCCCGAAGCGGUGAUGCGAAGAGGCGAAAUGGUCAUUCCGUUGCAGUAUGGAACGAAUAAAUGCGCGUCCCAAAAAGGAAUGUCACCAUACGGAUUACCACGUCAAAUCAAGCCAGAUCCACAUGGUUAA